This is a messenger RNA of Anopheles merus, 3260 nucleotides long. RefSeq names its product zinc finger protein 19-like. The record is from RefSeq and is a predicted model, not a curated record. Gene Ontology annotation, biological process: regulation of transcription by RNA polymerase II. Gene Ontology annotation, cellular component: nucleus. The coding region runs from base 1382 to 3193 and encodes 603 amino acids. Gene Ontology annotation, molecular function: DNA-binding transcription factor activity, RNA polymerase II-specific; zinc ion binding; RNA polymerase II cis-regulatory region sequence-specific DNA binding. The transcript is spliced from 3 exons. Lineage: Eukaryota; Metazoa; Arthropoda; Insecta; Diptera; Culicidae.
AGCAGAUUAUCGGCCAUCCGUUAUCUCCACGGAAGGUCGCAACGGUGAUGGUUGAAUUUUAGGAACGCUCAGACUUGGACCAUUUUGGAGCUGAUCGUCCGAUAAGGCAAUACGAUAAGUAAAUCAAAGACGAUGUUUUGACUGCUUUAUUGGGCCAGGAUUUAGUAUCGAAUCAACUAGAGAAAAAUGUUCCCCAUCUGGGAGAUAAAGUUGAAAACAAUUUGAAGAAAUUUAGAUAAAAAAAUGUAAGAAUGCAAGAGUAGUGUUCACGCGUUAAGUUCAAAUAUCAAACAUUCCUAGAUUUAGAACUUCUACCGGUGCUGGAACUGAUCUAGAAUCCAUGGUGAUCUUCAAACUUUUAUAGGGUCCGUACCGGUCCUGGAACUGAGCUCAGAGUCACAUAGACCUUAAAACUGGUCAUGAAUCCAUGACGGUUCUUGGAACCAUUGCCCCUCUAAACAGGUCUAGAUCAAAUUCCCUGAACCAUAGCGGUUCUGGAGGUUGUACAGAAUCCAUCCCAGUCCUAGAACUCGAAUGCUCAUCCAAAACUGAUCAUGGAACUGAUACUGGAAUAGAUCCUAAAUCCAUCCCGGUCUUGGAGCUGAUCCUGCUUCAAUACAGAACUUCUGAAAUGCCCUGAAUGAAUUACUUAUCCUGUAACUAAUACUAAACCGAUAUCGUUCUAAAACUGAUCCCAAACCCAUACCUUUCCUGGAACUGCAAAUGCACCGUUAAUGAUUCUGGAGUCGAUUCCCAGCCCGUACUGGACUUAGAACUGAUACUGAACUUAUUCCAAAUCAAAAACUGUACUUGGGGCUGCGUAACUGCUGAGUUGAGUGAAUCAUGAAUCUAUUUCGGUUCGAUACAGUAUCUAUUACGAUUCCUUUUUUUACUGAUUCUGCUACUAUGCCGGUCCAUUACCCGUUCCCGACAGCAGUUGUUAAUAAAAUACAGUAAAAAUAUGCUUUCAAGCAACAAAAUGAAAGCUGUUACAAUUCUUUUGUCGACUUUGUCUAAAAAAAAAUGAAAUCGAAACAGAAUAAAAUAGCACGCGGUAAAUUCAGAAGAUUCCGUAACGGGAAAAUGUGUUCUUAAAUUUUGCCAUAAAAAUAGAAGCGAUGAGAUGUAGGUAUCUUGGUGUAAAAAUCACAGGGCGGUAUAGCUCGUUGUUGUUAUGGAUACACCUUGUGGACAGCGUGCUGUCAGCCAGUCGUGCAAAUCAAAACAAACGAAACUUCGAAGGAAACGCAUCUGCGAAAAGAAAUGAUUUACCGAUUAUAAAAUGUGCAAUUUUUCGCUAAUAAUCUAUGAAAUUGGCCAGAAAAACAGUUUUAAAAUUGUAUUCUAACAAGCUGCUAAGAUAACAACCAAAGGCAAAGUGAUGCAAAAGCCAAACUCACCGAACUACUUCCUGAAAUAUCCUGAAUCUUCACCGCAGGAAGCUAACUGUGUUCCGUUCGAUCUGCACAAAAUAUGUCGCCUGUGUCUGCAGGCGCUACAGAACGGUUCCUGUGUCGACCUGUUUGCAAUAAACCAUCUCUCAGUCAGCCCACUGGCCAUGAUAACCCGCUGUGCUUCGAUUCAGAUUUACGAAAAGGAUGGUUUUCCGACGACGAUAUGCAACGAUUGCUACUGCAAGCUGGAGAUGGCGUACGAAUUCCGCAACCGGUGUGAAGCGUCCGACCAGAAGCUACGCGAAAUGUUAAACAUUCCGACUGGCAAUGACAAAAGUGCGCAACUGCUUUCGAUGGACGAAACAACGGCCAGCAACAAGGAAGAUGCCAUCUAUCACGCUAUGAAGGAAAUAUUCGGACCGGAUGUUGAUCCCGCCUCGAUAAUAAUCCCACCGGCGGCGGAAAGCCUGCUGGACGGUGGUUCGAUCGAACAACAGCUCGAAAACACACCCGCAACACCGUUGAAGAUGAAGAUGAAACGACAAAUCAAGCGCAAAUCCCAGCUGGACGAGCUGCUCGUCAAGCACAAGGAGAAGCUUUGGCUCGAAAGCACGAAGGUGAAAAUCAUUCGCCAGAAAAGGGCCGCCCGGAAGCCACCAAUGAUGGGUCGGAAGCGAGCGACUGCAAAGGAAAAUGAAGAGCAGCAGGAAACGCAACCCGGCGAUGCAGAGAAUCCCUUCCAGUGUACCGUAUGCCAGCGACGGUUCAACCGUGCCGGCAAUCUCCGGCUGCACAUGCGAAUACACAGCAACGAGCGACAGUUUCAGUGCGAAAUCUGUAGCAAACUGUUUCGCACCUCGAGCAAUCUGCACGCGCACCGGAAAACGCACACGGACGAGCGCAACUUCCCUUGCACCGUGUGUGAGCGAGCGUUCCGGACGGCCCGCGAGCUGGUGAGCCACGGCAAAACGCACAGCGACGUCAAAGCGUACGUGUGUCGCGUGUGUAGCAAAGGGUUCGUGAAACAAUCGUACCUGAACACGCACAUGAACACGGUGCACGUCGGGCUGAAGCGCUACCGGUGCCAGGAGUGUGGCAAACAGUUUUCCAACAGCUCCAACCUGAUCGCGCACCGGCGGGUACACACCGGCGAGAAGCCGUACCAGUGCGGCGAGUGUGACGGGAAGUUUAACCAAUCGUCCGCCCUGACGCGCCACAUACGGCAGCAGCAUCGGCCGAAGGAGCCAAGCCCCGAACCGCCGGCGCCGGAGCAACCGGUCGGCCGCGAAAGUGAGGAACCGGAGGAGCUUUCGAUCGAGGUGGAUGAAAACCGGUCCCUGGACAGUGCGGCCAGCUCGGAGCUUUCCGUGGCGACGUCGCUCAUGGACAGCCAGUCGUUCUCGUACGGUGGUAUGCCGUACGCGCAAACGUUCGUUCCGCAGCCAGCACCACCACCACCACAGCCUACUGCGGCGGCGCAACAUUUCAGCCACGUGUCGCAUCAACAUCAUCAUCUGCACGCUACGCAUAGCUAUGCGCAUCCAUCGCACCAUCGGCACAACCAUCACCAGCAGCAGCCGCCGAUCAUGCACCAGCCGAUGGCGGUUAGUAGCCAGCCCGCGACGAACCUCUACCCGACCGACUAUCUGCCAACGUACCAUCAUUCGGCCGCGCUGCCGAGUACGCACCAGCCGCACUACGACCUCGGUGGGUACGACAUGUGCUACAGUAUGCCGGCCUCGACCGUGCUGAAUCCGAGCGUGAUGAAUCCGCAACCGACGUACAUCUUUGACCAGUGAAGGGAGGGCAUGCUUCCUUGCAAUAAAGUGUAUUAGUUUUAUGGAUAAGAGUUGAAUUAAGAGAUUU